UAUCUCCUUUUCUUGGCCUUUUGCUCACACGUACAAUUUUAAAAUCAUAGGCAUCUCGUCUUCGAGAUCGUUCAUUCAGCAUUGGCAUCUAGUUCCCUUUCUUUUGCUUGAAUGACCACUUCCAACUACUCAAAUUUGAGGAAGAAAUUCCAUUUUGAUAGUCCAGAACCCACUCCUCUAGCAUGGAACUUACUGUUAACGCUGAAAUGGGUGAUCCAGGAAAUGAGUUAGGGUAUGACAGAGCCAAAGAAGUGAAGGAGUUCGAUGAAACAAAACAUGGAGUUAAAGGGCUAGUUGACUCUGGUGUCGCCAAGGUGCCAAGGUUCCUCAUCCAUCCAUCGGAGAGCCUUCCAAAGUCAUCUCCAGCUACGUCCGUACACUUCCAAGUUCCAGUGAUAGAUCUCCGAGGCCUUGAAUGUUGCUGGCAGACGGAGGUUAUCGAUGAAAUACGUGAAGCAUCAGAAACAUGGGGUUUCUUUCAAAUGGUUAAUCAUGGAGUUCCAGCUAUGGUCUUGAACAACAUGAUAGAAGCUGUGAGACAAUUCCAUGAGCAACCAAAGGAGGAGAAGAUGCAGUGGUACUCACGAGAUUACAAGCAACGAGUGAGGUAUUACUGCAACGGUGACCUCCUCGUGUCGAGAGCAGCAAAUUGGAGGGAUUCAAUCGCGUUUGAUUUCCAAGAUGGUUCUCUAAACCCUGAAGAAUUUCCCCUAGUAUGCAGGGAGGCUGUAAGCGAAUAUAUGAAAUACAUCAUCGAACUAAGCACGAGGCUCUCAGAAUUACUAUCAAAGGCUUUGGGGCUUAGCAGUGACUACAUUGCUCGCAUAGAAUGCAUGAAAACUGAAUCAUUGGUGUGCCACUACUACCCAGCUUGUCCUGAACCAGACUUAACCCUUGGCGCAACUAAGCAUUCAGACCCCUCCUGUAUAACUGUACUCUUGCAAGACAGUAUUGGUGGCCUCCAAGUCCUCCAUCAAAAUCACUGGGUUGACGUUCCACCAGUGGAAGGAGCACUAGUAGCCAACAUUGGUGACUUUAUGCAGCUUAUCACAAAUGACAAGUUCAAAAGCGUGAAGCACAGGGUGCUGGCUGGACGUGUUGGGCCCAGGGUUUCAGUUGCAUGCUUUUUCUAUCCAAGUGCUACGCACAAAUUGCAGCCAUAUGGGCCAAUCAAGGAGUUUCUAUCCGAUAUGGACCCACCCAUAUACAGGGAAACUCAUAUUACUGAAUAUCUUGCCUAUUACAGAUCAAAGGGACUGGAUGGCAACUCAGCUCUUCCUCACUUUAAAGUCUUAACUUGAUGCCAAUGGAAUGUAAGUCUGAGGUACUUCAAAAUUACAAGUUGGGGAAUGCUUUAACUGAUACCAAGGAAGUCGAGAAGUCUAUGAUAUUACAGUUUGUUUAUAA
This is a messenger RNA of Juglans microcarpa x Juglans regia, 1407 nucleotides long. RefSeq names its product 1-aminocyclopropane-1-carboxylate oxidase homolog 1-like. Bases 183 to 1301 code for a protein of 372 amino acids. The transcript is spliced from 3 exons. NCBI's taxonomy places the organism in Eukaryota, Viridiplantae, Streptophyta, Magnoliopsida, Fagales, Juglandaceae. The record is from RefSeq and is a predicted model, not a curated record.